Plenodomus lingam JN3 is the source of this 2475-nucleotide messenger RNA. NCBI's taxonomy places the organism in Eukaryota, Fungi, Ascomycota, Dothideomycetes, Pleosporales, Leptosphaeriaceae. The record is from RefSeq and is a predicted model, not a curated record.
AUGCCCUCUACCAUGAUGCCUUCACAAGCACCAUCACGCCUUCCCAUUUCUUCCUCUUCAAGGGUCGUCACUGGAACGCGCUGCCACGCGUUUCCUGCCAGACACCAAAACAACCUCGCCCAGCGAGUAAAUCUUUCGAGCAGACACACGCUACAAACAUCCCCACCUCCCUCACAGGAGGAUUGUAGUGCUGAGAACGAGCGUCCUGCUCGCCUUUGGGAGGCACGACCGUGUGAGCCGGAAGUUGAGACGGUUGUCGCUUUUGUUGUGUUGUUGUUUGGGAACUGUUUACUGACGCGUCGAAGCCGCCGCGACGCGUUCCUACGCUCUAUCGCGCUACGGCUGCUGACUAUGGUCAUACUAGACCGUGGCCAAGGAGGUGGGCACGAGGGAGGAGGAUCCAGCCAGAACCUGAGAUCCAGCCAGAACCCGACCAUGCUGAGAAAUGCACAUCGGGGCUGGAAGAAGAGGAUCGACAGGUGGGUCAAGGAGGUCGCGGAGGCGACCAGCAGUCGAAGGCGGGAGGCGUAUCCGCCAGUGGUGAAACAGACUUCUGUUGCGCCAAAGGUCUGGGGUCCAAGAGGUGGGUGGAUGGGUCGGGGGGUUCCCGGUCAGAGCAUAUAUGCCCAUAUGAAAAAGGUGGAAGAGGUUACUGUACGUACACAGGGUUACGAUUUAGGUCUAUGGCUGACGCUUAUCAGGCUGCUCCUGCGGUGUGUGACCCUAGGGGCGGACGGAUGGGCCAGGGAUACAGCGGCCAAAGACGAGAUGCCAGUGUGUCUGUGGUGGAACAGGAUAUCGCACGUUUACCAUGAUAUUUUGGAGAGGAAUGAUUUCAUGGCUAACGCGUAUCAGGCUGCUCCACCAGUAUUUGCCCUCAGGGAUGGACGAAUAAGCCAGGGAGUCAGCGGUCAAAGGCGAGAUGCCAGUGUGCCAGUGGAGGGUCAGGCUACCGCUGCUCCCAAGGUCUGGGGUCAAAGGGGUGGGUGGAUGGGCCGGGGAAACCCAGGUCAGAGCAUACACGCCCACAUGCCAAAAGUGGAACAGAGGACUGUCGUUCCCAGGGUGGUAGAUACUGUGCAGAGGCAGCAAGUUCCUAGGGUACCAGAUAAUGUGCAGAGGAGGAAGAGGGAGAAUAUCCCUCCUGCUGCGCAGCGUUCUACUACAGUGCGUCGCCCGAGACUGAAGAUCACUCGUAACUAUAGACCUCGAACGUAUCAGUCGAUACUCAAGAAGGCUGGAGCGCCCAAGAAGCACAAGUCGGUUAGAUUCGCGGAGUCUGAGCAGGUCCGCACUAUUGAAUGGACAGCAGAGCAUGCCGACGAAAGUCUUAAACAUCUUCUUGAUGAGCAUGCCCUAAAGCCAGUUUCCUGGACGACUGGUUCACUGAACACGCCGAUACUCCGCGAUCCCACGGGUUCCCAUGCGCAAAUGUGGAGGACAGUUGAGACCGAUUACGACGUCAUUACGGGCUUUCGGACAACGCAACAGCGUGCACGUGUCUGUCAGGUACAGGCGUACUACCGGGCCCAGGCACUCGAGGCGCUUGCUACUGUCACGGACCCCGACAUUGUUGUAGUCAAGCAGAUGAUCCCCGGUUUCUACGGCCACAAGUCUAGCAGGGAGAAUCCGUUGUGGUAUGGCGUUGUGAUUGACAAAUAUGAUGCCUUGGAGGAUGCUUUGCCGGUUUUCGCUUUCGGUGAGGCAACUAUUGGUUCCCGUGGUGACUGGGUCUUCAGGAGUGAGGCCUUCCAAUGUCACACUGAUUCGACUGCGCAACCCGGAUUCUAUGGCCGCUACCAAUGUACCAAGGGCGGGAACUGUAGCAGGUUUUCACAUGCAAGGGCUUGCGGGUGUGAAGGAAAGUGGUUUAGGCACUUUGGACCGACUAAUGAUCGCAAGAUACACAGCAUCAUAUACACGCCGAGCUUCAUGAAAGCAUGUACUGCAACCCUCAAGCAAUGGACAGCAGUAACACAGGGCGGAGAUGGUCUGGUUGUGGCCUCGUAUGCGCAACCAGCCGUGACCGCCACCGUAUUCACCGAGCCGGAUGUCGCACAGCCUCAUCCGCGACCAUUUGUUACUGCCCGUCGCCAACCGGACUACCCAAAUUCAGCUCGUUACGAAGCUAGGCCACGGCUUGACUAUUCUCAUGAUUCUCUUUAUGAUGGCACUGCCGCCACAGCUAUGACCAAGCUCACAAACAUGACUGGGUCUACAGACUCAGCUGAAGUCACUAGUUCAGCGCAGUUCACAGACUCAGCCGAGUUCACAACUCAAUCCGGAACAAAACCCACUGUUGGUUUCACGACCAAGUGGGGAUUUCCCUCAAGGCCCAAUUUUGACAAGCCUCCCUCGUUCGAUCCUCAAUUUUUGGAGCAGGUGAAGAAGCAGAUGCUCGAGAAAUACCCUUGGAUGGCGCAUGAUUCCAACGACAAGAGCACCUGGUCUUCAAUAGCCGCGGCUCGUGUCUAA